Molecule: messenger RNA, 5970 nt
Organism: Alternaria alternata
Lineage: Eukaryota; Fungi; Ascomycota; Dothideomycetes; Pleosporales; Pleosporaceae
Product: putative histidine kinase HHK2p
Exons: 3
Coding region: 1-5970 (1989 amino acids)
Biological process (GO): protein autophosphorylation; phosphorelay signal transduction system
Molecular function (GO): histidine phosphotransfer kinase activity; phosphorelay sensor kinase activity; protein binding
Source: RefSeq, a predicted model, not a curated record
AUGACAAAGGCCCCGUCACCCUCUCCUAGUUCCAAGAGAGAGCCGACCGCGACGCCACCCACCGCACGCCCGCCACUGCAAAGACUGGCUGCCAGCGACGCGAAGCCCUACCAGUCGCACACGUCGCAAUCCUCGCCUCAGACCCGCCCCACGAGCGAACGCAGCGACGAUGGAGCCACCGACACGGAAAUGAGCGAGCCCGAGAGCCAGCCGGCCGACGACAAAGAGGAUGCGCCGCUGAGCGAGGCCUCGCCCGACGAGAUGGAAGUCGAGAGACUGCGCGGCCUGCAGCUCAAGAUGCUGCAGCAGCAACAGCAGCGCGCCCGUCUGCGCUCCUCGUCCAGCAAUGCCCAAGCCCAGGCCCCGGGGUCCCGUCGCAUAUCGCCCAUCAAGGAAGAGCCUGUGCCCGGCAUCUCGCCCACCCUCGAGGGAGCCUUUAGCAGCCCUACACCAAGCCCAAACCCGCUACCUACGGCCCUUACCACGUCGACCGAGUCCACGGAAUCGGCAAGAACCAUUCGCGGCAGCAUGCCACCUACGCCCGCCGCCGCCCAUGCCGUCCGCACCCCGUCGUAUCCUUUCCCCUCCGUCCCAAACACGCCAAGAUGGGCUUCGGCAUUCCACAUGCCCUUCACCAACCUGUCACCUACUGUAGCUGCGGGCCAAUCGCGAGAGUACGCAGCCCCGCAAGAGCGCAUUGCUUCCGAGAGCAGCACCCCCGCCGCAUCGAGUACGCCUUUUGCCCCAGGAGGGAGACAUUACCAAAGCCCAGAUGCAGAGGACCCGCGAUUCCCUAGUCCCAAUCUCUACGAAAUUGUAUUGCGCCUAGGUGCCGAGCCUGGUCUUCCUGCGUGGUGGACAGCUGUGACUUCCAUCAUGCGUGAUCACUACGGCGCAGAAAGAGCGACCUUGGCAGUGCCGGCGGACGCGUCUGAUAUUGAGAAUGUGCCGUGGGGGCAGAAGACUAGCUUCACUGCCACGACCAACAACGGAAGUCCCCUCGCAGCUACGUACCAGGAAGCAACAGGCACUCACUUUCCAUCGGAACAAGAGUCAGGCUCGCGUGAAAAUGAACAUGCAGAUAUGCCACCAGCCACCAUGAUCCCGGAGCGCAGACCGAAGCUAUUCUCCCAUCACUCCUUCGCAGGCCACGAACGCCAGAGAUCCAACACAUCGCCAGAUACCCCAACACCAGCCCCGCUUACCCGACCAAGAGGUCCGAUGAGGGCGGCCAGCCAUGCACCCCACAUGUCGGCGAGGCCAGAGCAUCCACUGAGACAGGUUUCCCAGGCUUCGUUUGACGGCGCCUCUCCUGCAUUUGCUGGUUCAACUCCAACAGGCGGUCCUACUUUCAGCGAUCCAGAGUUCUCCAGUGUGGGAGAACCAUCGCCACCCAGUGCUGUGUACCAUGUACUUCGAGCUCUUGAUCAUGAACCAGAUGCCCUCAUCGACAACACAGGUGUCAACCGUGUUUUGGAGAGAGGACGUCUGGUCACUCUUACUAGGGAUUACUCGACUUCGCAUGCAACAUCCAAAGAAGACCUAGGCAAGGACAAGCAGGAUCAACCCAAACCUUCUGCAAUACAGGGCAGUGCUGCUGCACAAGAAGCCCAGAAAACUGCUGCUGCCCGUGGCCGAGCUAAUCUAGCAACCAACGAUCCCCGUCUGCCGCAACGUUACGAGGAGUACGAGCAAUACCCGAGCUCACCGUGGGCACAAUCACCCGCCCCUUCACCAGCUAUUCAGAAUGACGCUGACGCCAAUCCCUUCUUCGCCACGGGCAACGUUGACGAGGAGACUUUCAACCCCUCCCGUUCGCCGCAAGACUACACACAAUAUGGCAUGGUUGAGGCUAUCGGCGUUGACAGAGCCAGCACAGUCACGCACAUACCGCUGAUACAUCCUAUCCUAUCGCAAGAGAUGGCAUCACCGGCUACUACUACGCCGUCGCAAAUGCCACCUAUGACAAGACGGCAAUCAGAACAGUCCAUGUCGACAUCGCUGAACAAAGAAGGUUUUGUUCGGAAAGCUCCUAUUGCGAUUCUGUCGAUACUGUCGCCCAUUGUCCCAUACCCGCGUAACCUAACCAACUCGCUGAAGCAUCUUGGUCCUCACCUGGCCACGUCGUUCUCGAAUGCUUGGCACUUCACCAAUGCUCAGGCUCAAGUUGCGUCCAUUCGACAACGCCGCAUGACAGCCGGCACUUCAGGGGGUAUCAGCCUGCCAUCAGAUUCGGAUAGUCUCGAUGAUUUGCUUCACCUUGACCUUGAGGAUAUCACCAACUCAGCAGCAGGUAGUGUUACCAGCCCUUCCGACUACUCUGGCCGAUCCAAGCAUAGCCCUGGUGGCUCCAUCGCUGGAACACCAGGCUGGGAUACUUCUUCGGUCGGAUUUUCGAGUAAACAUUCGAUGGGCGGCACGCCUGGCCAUCUUGCAGGCAGUGAAGCGGUCGAGAGCUACUUUGAUGCUAGGAAACAAUAUGGCAAGACAUUGAACCCUCCGACGUCAAAUCCGCACGACCAGUCAGCACGGAAAACCGAUAAGCGUACUGCAAAACGCGUAACGGUGAAUCCUGUAGCAGAGCAAGUCAACGAGGAUCCUGCCAAGGGACGCAACGACAAGACAGACGAGUCAUUGAGCUCACGUCGCGCUCAACUGCAAGGCGCCUCGAACCGUGGACAUUCAUUCCUGCACUCAUACGGUGCAGACUUUAGCUCGUCGUUCCAGUCCUUGCCAGCAGCGACAACGCCAGGUGGAAGGCCUCCAGCUCAGCAUGGACAUGUCACGGGGCCAUCAAUCGCCGAAACAUCCGACAUGCCACCUCCUUCCGAGAGUCUACUUAGGACCAUCACCGACUCACUACCGGUUCAGAUAUUUACUGCCGCGCCUAAUACUGGUGCGGUCACUUGGGUGAAUUCAAAGUUUCUGAUAUACAGAGGCCAGGAUCAACGCCAGGUAUUGCAGGACCCAUGGAAUCCAAUCCACCCAGAGGAUCGUGAGUCGUACCUAGAAGAGUGGAGCAAAUCUCUGCGCACUGGACAACAGUUGCAGAAGAAAGUGAGACUACAGAGAUUCGAUAACUGCUACCGAUGGUUCUACGUCCGUGUGGCCCCGCUCAAGAACAAGCGUCAACAGAUUGUUCACUGGAUCGGAACCAAUAUGGACUUCCACGAACAGCAUACUGCUGAGCUGAACUCGGCGCGCCAGCAGGAGACGGCAGCUUCUGAGGCCAAAUAUCGUGCGCUAGCGAACUCCAGCCCGCAGAUCGUUUUUGUUGUUUCGGAUCGGCGGGGCUUGACGUUCUGCAACUCCCAAUGGACUGCUUUUUCGGGCCAGACCGAAAUCCAGGCCCUGGGCAACGGCUUCCUAGAGCACGUGCAUCCUGAUGAUGUCAUCAAGUGUAAGCUUCCUGAAUUGGAUGAGGACGGAGUCGCCAAUGUUCCCACUUCCAUGCCAGCAGACCAUGGGAGAACCGAAUCUAACUCAUCUGAUGCUUCGUCGGAAACUGAGAGGACAAUCACUAGUCCUGGUGGAUCGACGCCUGAUCGUAUGGAUAUGCCCCAAGCCAAGUUGUCGAAACUUGCAAGCACCGGCAUAUUGAGAGUCGCCAAGGAUGCGCACGGGCGAGCGUCUUACUCUACCGAAGUUAGACUACGCAACAAGGACGGCGAAUACAGGUGGCAUCUUGUCAGGAUCCUAUUAGAGAAGUCGCUCUCUGAAGACGGUGACGAAGAGACUUGGUAUGGCACAGCGACAGACAUCAACGACCACAAGCUGCUCGAGCAAACAUUAAAGGAGACUAUGGACGCAAAGUCCAAGUUCUUGAGUAACAUGUCUCACGAGAUCCGGACGCCCUUGAAUGGUAUCUCUGGCAUGGUCAACUUCUUGCUAGAUAGCACGCUCAACUCCGAACAGCUAGAGCACGUCAACAUUAUCAAAGCCAGUACCGAUAGUCUGCUUAAUCUUAUCAACGACAUCCUUGAUCUGUCAAAAGUCGAAGCAGGCAUGAUCAAGCUGUCCAUGGAAUGGCUUCAUCUGCCGUCGCUUCUCGAGGAGGUCAAUGAUUUGAACAUGGGCCUGGCCAUACAGAAAGGCCUUGAACUCAACUACCUCGUGGAUGAAGGAGUACCAGCAGAAGUCAAAGGUGACAAGUUCCGCAUCAGACAAGUCCUUCUCAAUGUGGUUGGCAAUGCGAUCAAAUUCACUGAGCAUGGAGAAAUCUUUAUCCGAUGCAAGCUGCAACCACCCGAUCGUUCUCGUCCCCUACGAGAUAACGAGACUAUGAUCCGGUUCGAGGUUGUAGACACUGGCCAAGGUUUCACUGAUGCUGAGGCUAAGUAUCUCUUCAAGCGAUUCAGUCAGAUUGAUGCCAGCAGCACCAGGCAACAUGGUGGAACUGGUCUUGGAUUGGCUAUUUCUAUGCAAUUCGUGGAACUCCAUGGAGGUAGAAUGGAUGCUCGCAGUGCACCUGGCAAGGGCUCAACAUUCUUCUUCACAAUCAAAUUUGGGCUCCCAACGGCUGAUGACUACCCUAAGCCCCAGGUAUCUACCCCAGGCACACCAGCCUUUGAGACUCCGCUCUCGAUGCCGCCGGUGCCUUCACUUCCGCCCCAGCCCUCUGCUCUCCAGAAGUUUGUUCAGUCGCAGAACCCCGGGCAUGCACAAAUCAAGCGCGUGUCAAGUGUGUCUUCUGAGAAGAGUGAAUCUCCCAGAUCUCCAGCGCCCAGCCUGUCAGCUUCUGAGCGAUCGCGUGACUCGCCCUCUCUCUCGUCUGGGAGCUCGGACCAUUCAUUGACAAGCGCCGCACUUACAGGACAGUCAAGCUUGCGUUCGGAAAGGUCGUCUGCAUCUUCUUAUCUGAAGGAAACCAGUCCUGCCCCGGAUCCGGACAUGAAACUAGCUCUGCCUCCCAAGCGAACCGACAGCGACUCGCAAGCUCCCAAACCCGACUCUUCGACGUCUGUUGAAUCGGAUCAGACUCUCCGCGCGUCGUCACCGCAUCGCAGUCUUUCACCACUUGGUAGCGCCUUGCAACCUCCCAUGUAUUCCAUCUUGGUGGUCUGCCCACUAGAGCAUAGCAGAGAGGCGACGAUUCGACACAUCAAGAACACACUUCCUCAAGGGAUACCCCACCAGGUGACAGGCCAGGCUAGCGUGAUUGAGGCGCAGAAGAUGAUGGGAGGUGACAAUCCGGUGUUGUUCACCCAUGUUGUACUUGUGUUACAUGACACUGCCGAGGUACACGCCAUCGUAGAUCAGAUAUUCAGCUCCAUGGCGUACGGUAACACAUCUGUCGUCGUGGUCUCGGAUCCAUCCCAGAAGAAAGAGCUCAUCAAGGAAGCACCAGUAUAUGAUUACGAGCAGCUUCAUCUGGAUCGACGCUUGCAGUUCAUCUACCGGCCGCUCAAGCCAUCAAAGUUUGCCAUUAUAUUUGACCCACAGAAGGAGCGUGAGUCGAGCACGGAUCGCAACCAAGACAGCGCACAGCAGGUUGUGGUCAGCCAAAAACUCGUGUUUGAAGAACUCAAGCGUCGGGUAGGCGGCAAGAAUCAUAAGGUCUUGCUGGUAGAAGACAAUAAGAUCAACCAAACGGUGAUCUUGAAGUUUCUUGCCAGGAUAGAGAUUGAAACAGAGACAGUACAGGACGGUGUUCAAGCCACCGAAACCAUCUUUUCCAAGCCGCCAGGUUAUUACUCAAUUGUUCUUUGUGAUCUACACAUGCCCAACAAAGAUGGGUACCAGGCUUGCAAAGAGAUCCGGCGAUGGGAGAAGAAACAUGGCUACCGUCGCCACCCAAUCAUCGCACUCUCAGCCAACGUCCUGGGUGAUGUAUACGCAAAGUGUGUAGAAGCGGGCUUCAAUUCGUAUGUGACGAAACCUGUAGAGUUCAAGGAACUCUCUCUUGCCAUGACCAAAUUCCUGGAUCCGGCCGACCCCUCGAAACAGCCUGCCCUCAUGAAGAAGAAGUAA